Molecule: messenger RNA, 4402 nt
Organism: Cinclus cinclus
Lineage: Eukaryota; Metazoa; Chordata; Aves; Passeriformes; Cinclidae
Gene: FGD3
Product: FYVE, RhoGEF and PH domain containing 3
Biological process (GO): cytoskeleton organization; filopodium assembly
Cellular component (GO): cytoplasm
Molecular function (GO): metal ion binding; guanyl-nucleotide exchange factor activity
Source: RefSeq, a predicted model, not a curated record
AUGCCAUCGGUUGGCUUCGGGCUUGCCUGGCUCAGCGGGAGCUCCUCGUAGCGCUGCCCGGGGUCAACGCAAGCGGCAGACGCUGCUUCUCCAGGGCCGGGCGGGAAGGAGGCAGGAAAAGGGUUCUCCCCCUCCCCUUGGCCCCCGCUCCCGGCCCUAGGGAGGGGCCAGCCCCGGCGGGUGCGCCCUUUCCCCGGGCCCGGAGCAGCACCUGGUCCCCCGGCAGCCGAGACGGUCCGUCCGCCGCGUCCCGCUGCCGCCUGGGCCGGGCCGGGCCGGCCGGGCCGGGCCGGGGGCACAUUCCGCCUCCGCCGCCUUCAGGGGCGCCCAUACCCGCUGACGGUGCCUCAUGGCGCGAUGCAGCUGCAGCGGGAGGGAGAGGAAACCCACCCCCCUCUCCUGGCGGCCGCCUUUGUAACCGCCCGGCCCAGCUCAGCGCGCAGCGGCUCGCGGGGCGCCGGAGCGCGGCGGCGGGAGCAGAUGGAGCCGCAGGGUUGCCCUUGUUCUCCUUUUCAAAUCAAGUGUCACAUUGACUCCAAUCCCUUGUUGGAAGCAUGUGGGGAACUGCAGCACAUCAACUCAGCUCAAUGUCUCCAUCAAGCUGGAAGGAAACCCAAAACCAAAACUGCACUGGCCAAAAUGCAUCCUCUACAGAAACCCCAAGUACCUCCUAAGCCUGUCCAUCUCAAACCUGGGCAGGAAAGAAUUCCUCCUGCACCAUCUCGGCCUUUGCCAGCUGAUCCCAAGUCAUCAAGGAGCUUAGCACCUGGAGAGGAAGAAAUACCAAUAUCAGCAGGAGUCAACACGCUCAUUGAGAAAUUUGAAAAUAUUAGGCAACCUGUACAUAUUCUUCAAAGAAACCAGUUAAAUUUAGCUCUUAAGAUGGAACCUGGCCUGGACUCAUCCAAGCAGAUGAGCUUGUGUGACUGUGACACAGUGGCUUCCAGUGGCUCUUCCACAAAUGACAAAACUGAAUUGCAUGAAGCUGAGCCCAACAUACCAUGCAGCAUGGAUCUAACUAACACAGACAUAAUGAAAAUUAGAGAGCUGAGCAUAGGUGAUAACAAAGGCCAUGAACUCUGUACUGCUGUGACUGUGAGCAAAGAGCCCCAAGAAGAGCUUUGCGAUAAAGACUCAACUGUAGAACUGAAUGGGAGUGGUAAAAUUCCCAACAGAGACAGUGGUAUUGAUAGUCCUUCUUGUAGUGUGGCUGGGGAAACAUUCCCCAGUGAAGAAGGGGCAGAGCAGAAGAAGCCCAGCAUGGCUGGGAACCCAGGAGAGAUGGAACCUGACAGAAAGGGCACCAAACCUUCCUCUGUGGAGCAGAAGAGAGACUCCACGCAGGACGAGGACAGUGACAUUGAUGAAGGAAGCAGUGAGGAGCAAGAGACAGCAGAAGUCCCAAAGUUAGAGUAUUUGGAUAUAAACAAGUGUACAGAGCCCCAAAAGCUAUUCAACAUCGCCAAUGAGCUGCUCCACACGGAAGAAGCGUAUGUUAAAAGACUCCAUCUCUUGGACCAGGUUUUUUGCACUAAAUUGUCUGAAGCAGGGAUUUCAUCUGAAGUGAUAACAGGCAUCUUCUCAAAUAUUUCUUCCAUCUAUUGUUUCCAUGGACAGUUUCUUCUUCCUGAGCUCAAAACAAGAAUUACACAAGAAUGGAAUGUCAACCCACGGCUAGGAGAUAUCCUGCAGAAACUUGCUCCUUUUCUGAAAAUGUAUGGAGAAUAUGUAAAGAACUUUGAUAGGGCAAUGGACAUAGUGAACACAUGUAUGCAGCGGUCCUCUCCCUUCAAAGACGUUGUUCAGAAUAUACAGAAACAGGAGGUGUGUGGAAACCUGACUUUGCAGCAUCACAUGCUUGAACCAGUGCAAAGGAUUCCUCGUUAUGAGCUUCUCCUAAAGGACUAUUUAAAGAAACUUCCAGAAGAAUCUCCAGACAGAAAAGAUGCUGAAAAGUCACUGGAGCUGAUAUCAACAGCAGCAAACCAUUCCAAUGCAGCCAUCCGGAAGAUGGAAAAGAUGCACAAGCUUUUGGAAGUCUACGAGCGCCUGGGUGGUGAAGAGGAUAUUGUUAAUCCAGCCAAUGAGCUCAUUAAAGAGGGACACAUUCAGAAACUUUCAGCAAAGAAUGGCACAGCACAGGAUAGGUAUUUAUUCCUGUUUAACAGCAUGGUGCUGUACUGCGUGCCAAAACUGAGGCUGAUCGGCCAGAAGUUCAGUGUCCGAGAGAAGAUGGACAUUGCAGGACUGCAGGUCCAAGAAAUUGCCAAGCAAAAUGUGGCUCAUACAUUUUCCAUAACAGGAAAAAAGAGAUCAUUGGAACUGCAAGCCAGGACAGAAGAGGAGAAGAGGGAAUGGAUUCAUGUCAUUCAAGCCACAAUAGAAAAGCACAAACAGAACAGUGAGACCUUCAGAGCUUUCAAUAGCUCUCUUUCACAAGAGGAGGAGCAUGUUCCUGAUUCCUCAAUAGCCAGCACCAGCUCAGUGGAAUCAAUGCCAGGAGCAGAUGUUGGUGGUGCAUUAGGAGGGAGUGAUUCCUCUAGGAAAUCUUCCAAAUCCAAGCGAGACAAGGAGAAACAGUCUUGUAAGAGCUGCAGCGAGAGCUUUAACUCCAUCACAAAGAGGCGGCACCACUGUAAGCAGUGUGGGGCAGUGAUCUGUGCAAAAUGCUCUGAGUUUAAGCCACUUGCAGAUAACAGCCGCCAUAAUCGAGUGUGUAAAGAGUGUUUCCUGCAGCUCUCAGCAAGCCCCUGCAGCCCUGGGGUGGAAGCAGCUGGGGAACAGAAGAAAAGACUAGCUGCAGAGAAGCAAAGCAUCCUUGCAGCUGAAAACAGCCUCUUCAGCAGCUACCUCCAGUUCCUUGAAAAAGGGAAGACUUGGUACAAAAUGAGGGUGACCAUCCCCAAGAGUGAACCUCUUGUUCUGUAUCUGCAAGGAAGCAGCCAGGAUGGACGAAGCCCACGUCCUAUCCCUCUGCCUGGCUACGAAGUCAGUUUACCAGGUUCUGGUGAGAAGUUUGACGUGAAGCAUGUUUUUAAGCUUUGCCAGUCCCAUCAAACUCUCUAUUUCAGUGCAGAAGAUGAAGAGCUGCAGAUUAAAUGGAUGGAAGUUCUCACCAAAGCUGCCAAAGGGGAGACUGAGGAUACAACUGAAGGGCUCAGCAACCCAUAGAGCAAGUUUCACUUAGUUUCUCUCCCACAUGCUAUAAACCAUCACUUGAAUUUGGUCUUCAUGGCACUUUGGAAUCUGUAUGGCUUUAUAUUUUCAUGUGUCUGCAUAGGAAAUUCAGUGGUUUCUCCCCUUUUAUUGUACAUUUUUCACAUACAGUAGUUACCUGCCAUAUAUUAUGUUAAAUGAAAACGUAGUUAUAGUUGGUGGUGUCAAUGCUGGUUUUAAAACAAAAGACAAGGAGUAAAGCAUUAAUUUUAACAAAGAUAAUGGAAAACCAUCAGUCUUUUGUUUUCCUAAAUGUAUAUUUUCCAGUCCUUUUGAUUGCUGUUGAGUGCAGGAUGUGUAUAGUCUGUGAUUAGUUCUAUAAAUGCUGCCUUUUAAAUUAAGUGUUGUAAAGGCUUGUGCUGGCCACUGACAUUCCAUUCUCUGCCUCACCCUCCUGGUAAGGUCUUUGUGAUGUGUGAGCAGUGUACUGAGUAUUUUCCCAUUGCUAAAACUAUGUCUCUGCUAUUCUGAGAUGACCUGUUCAAAUGACAAAUACUGUAGAAGAAACUUCUAAAAAUGACUGCAAACGGUGCAGAACAGAACAUUAAGAAGCCUCAUUGAUUUUAAGCAUUUAUUAUAUUGAUUGCUUUCUUCUGGAACCAGUACCUUCCUUCCUUAUAUUGGAACCCAUUUUGAUGUAAGUGAACAUUUUAUACUGCAAACUGGGUCAUGAUCAAUAAACAAGAACAUUUUUAGUAUACACCAUACAAAAAGGUGACUUUUUUGUUGUAUUGAUUAAUUUAAGUGGCCUAGAUUUUAUUUAUAUAUUUUGUAAAUAAUAUUUCAUAAGUAUUUUAAGAAUUUUUAAAAGACCUCAGCUAAUUAACAGGAUUUAGUGGGUAGUUAAGAGAUAUUUGUAUGAACUGAAUUUGUAAUUUAAUUUUCCUGUUCACUUGUUUUUGUCUUAUUUUCAAACAUAAAUGGUUAUCUAUUUAAAUAAAAAUUCCUGCAGUUAACUCCUGAGCCAGAUUUCCAAGGCACAGCAAAGUUUAGGUCAACAUUUAAUAUAGGCUAAAAAAAUAUAUAAAAGUCCAAAACAAAACAAAAGAAGGCAUGUCUGUUCCUAGUGGUAGUAAGCAUGUAGUAUCAAUCAAAAUGAAAUAAAAUCUGUCACAGUAUUGUAUUUUUAAAUGGUUUGGUUUAACUUUUGUUUCCUCCUUAGCCUCCUACAUUUUCUGAUAUUGAU